Molecule: messenger RNA, 1866 nt
Organism: Nannospalax galili (Upper Galilee mountains blind mole rat)
Lineage: Eukaryota; Metazoa; Chordata; Mammalia; Rodentia; Spalacidae
Product: two pore calcium channel protein 2-like
Biological process (GO): monoatomic ion transport; transmembrane transport
Cellular component (GO): membrane
Molecular function (GO): monoatomic ion channel activity
Source: RefSeq, a predicted model, not a curated record
AUGCAGGUUGCCACGUACUUCUGUAUCUGCGUAGACCUCGCUCUUGCCCUGUUUGAGGAACCUGCAUUGUUUCCACUGCCUUUCUUGGCCACCUCCUUAGCGGAAGGGCUCUGUCUCACAGUGUUCUUUGGGAGGCUGGUGCAUUUUGCAAAAGUCACUCUUCAAAUGGUUUUCUGGAAGGAUACAAAAAACAUCUGCAUCAUGGUCACCAUCAUGCUGACUGUGAUUGAUCUGUUAAUCUGUGGGUCCCUGGAAGCCGUUCAUAUCCACAGUGUUGGAUAGUCCAGGGCCCUAAGGCCAGUCUUCCUCAUUAACUUCCCCGAAGGUCGUCAGAUCCGAAGAGCGCUCCUAAGCAUCCAGAACACUCUGCCUGACGUUGUCUGCGUCUUCAUCCUGUUUCUGUUUAGUGUGUUCAUAUUCUCCCUCAUGACCAUGAAGCUUUUCGGGGACAGGGGGCUGAAAACAGCGGAAGGCUCACCCUAAUUCAUAAACAUAUUGGAGAUAGCAUUUGAGAUCUAUGUGCUGGUCACUACAGCCAACAGCCCAGACGUCACGAUGCCUGCCUAUAAUUUCAAUUGGUGGUACUCUCUGUACUUUAUAGCCUACAUCAUCAUCAAUACCUACAUCUUUAUGUCCAUCUUUCUGGCUGUGGUUUACAACAAUUACAGGAAGCACUUAAAGAAUGAAAUUUGCAAACUAGCUUACCUGAAGCUCCACAUAAUAGAGGCAUUCAGUAUUCUAAAAGUCCAGGUGGGUGCAGAGUUUGUGGUGACGGAGGCCACGUGGAAGCAGCUGGCAAAGGUGGUGGUGCCAGACAUCAGCAGCUCCCAUCUGGAGCUGCUUCUGAGGAUCUCCGACAAGGGACAGAGGGGCAUAGUUGACAAAAUGAAUUUUCUCCGAUUGGCUGACCUCCUUAACAUCCAGGCAUUCAUCAUCAACAUCAAGAAGCAUCCAUUGGAAACCUGGAUACCAUGGGUAUACCAGUCUUCUGUCAGCCUCUUGGUCCAGAAGAUGGUUCAGCACAGGAUUUUUGUCUGGGUUUAUGAUAUCGUCAUUCUAAUCAACACCAUAUUCAUUGCCUUGGAUGAGAAAAACCCCUUCAUUUUGCACGUGGAUGUUAUCGAGAUUCUCCCGAAACUGUACACAUAUGAGCCCACAGCUUAUUUUGGAAGGAGACAAUUUUAGAAUUGGUUCGACAUGCUGAUCAUCGUUACAGCCCUUGUGGCCACUGUGACCAAUGCCACUAUUCAGUCAUCAAGAAAAUACAACAUUCAACAAAUUCUGGAUAUUGUCCAGAUACUGAGAAAUCUGCGGCUCCUGAGGGUCAUCGUCAGCAUUCAGGAUUUUAUGUUUAAUCUUUUGGUGGUCUACUAUGCAUUUUCUGUCAUUGGGAUGGAAAUAUUCCAUGGCAAAGUCUGCUUCUUUGACCUGAAUUUCACAGCUCCUGAUGCCCUGGUGUGUGGGAACCCAGUCUUAAAGAGGUCAGAUUUUGCACAAGACAGGUACUGCAAGAACAACUUCAAUGACCUCACCUCCUCCUUUGUUGUACUGAUGGAGCUCACGGUGGUGAACCAGGGGCAUGUUCUGGCAGAUGGCUUUGCCCUGGUGACCCAUCAGGUGGCAAAGCUGUACUUCAUCCUGUUUCUCGUGGUUGUCAUCCUCAUUGUUAAUAUUUUCAUAGCAUUCAUCUUGGAAGCCACCUUUGUGGCAUAUUUAUUAGAAAAAAAGUACAGGACUGUGGACGCCUUGCCACAGCAGAUGUUUGAGUCUGAAAUAGCUCCCGACAGGGAAGGCCCUUCCUGGGAUGAGAUUCUGAACCUCUCACCUAGUGACAUAUAUCCCAAGAAUCCCAGUUUUGAAAACAGU